AGAACAAUUCCGUUUUUCGCCUUGCACGAGGGAGAGAAGAGAGUCCGAGGCCGCAGCGAGAGGCGAGGUGUUCGCCUUUUUCUUUUUCGCCGCUACCUGCGCGGCGCCACGCUCUCCUGUCCUGCCUCUCCCUCCUUUUUCCAUGAGACAGUCUUCCCCGCGUUUCCUGUCAUCGUAGGGCGCGCGACCGACGCGUGCGGCGAGGAUAGAGACCGGGCGGAGCAACCGGCGCCGGCUGCUGCUAGCUAGCUACCUCGGCGGAGCAUGCCGAGAUCCAGGGGGUCCGAGCUGCCGCAGCGGGCGUCGCCGCGGGCACCGCUGCACCUUAAGACGACGGCCUGCUCGGAGGCUAAUGGCGCGCACCACCGUACAGUAGUCGACCGGAGCAGCCCCAAGCUCGCGGACCGCCCCUCGCCGCGCAGUCCGCUUCAUGAGAAAAAGCGCGCGGGGACGCGGGUGGCGGAGCUGGAGGCGAAGCUGGGCAAGGUGCAGGACGAGCUCAAGAAGCUACGGGAGCAGCUCGCGACCGCCGAGGCCGCCAAGAAGGACGCGCAGGUCGCGCUCGAGGAGGCUAAGAAGCGGGUUGGCACCAAGGGGAGCCCCGCUUCCGUCGCCGCGGCGUCUCCGCGCUCCCCUGCUACGGUCGCGGUCGAGAGCCCCGAGAAGACCGAGCAGCUGAAGGUGGCGGAUCAGCCGAAGGCCGAGGAGAGCAGCACAAACUCCCCAGAGACAGAUGUGUUCGAGGUCGUCCGGACCGAGUCGGGGGACAAGGAGAACCAGAGCGCGACCGUCACCGAGGAUGGCGAGGAGGUGAGCUGCGGCAUAAAGGCAGCUUUGGCUGAGAAGGAACUGGAGGAGGAAGAGACAAAGAAGAUGAUCGAAGAGGAGUCUUUUGACACAACGGCCAUCGACGUCGGCGAGAAGGAGAACCCGGAGGUCGCGGAGCUAAAGGCCAAGCUGAUGGCGAAGGACAUGGAGGUCGCCAUACUCACGGCCGACAAUGCCGAGCUCAAGAAGCAAGUUGCAGAAGCUGGGGAGGCGGCCAAGAAAGCUGAGGAUUCGGCGGCGGCCAAGUCGUCCUUGGUCGAGCAGGACCUGAGGGAGAAAGCGGCGCGGGAAGCCCGCAUGAGUGAGCAGCUGAAGGCGUCGGAAGCUGCUCGGGAAGCGCUGGAGGGCGAGAUGCGGCGCCUGCGCGUGCAGACCGAGCAGUGGCGCAAGGCAGCAGAGGCGGCCGCCGCGGUGAUUGGCGGGGAUGCCCACCUCGUCGGCCACAAUGGUAAUGGCUGGGGCUCCCCCGCGACAAUGCCCGAUGACUGCGACGACGAGGGGUUCGGUGGCAAGAGGAAGGGAGCCGGCAUCCGGAUGCUUGGCGACCUGUGGAAGAAGAAAGGGAGCAAGUGAAGGUGACACGGCAUGGCAAUGGUUUGUAUCCGUGUUCACAGUGGUGAGCUUCCUCAGCUCGCUAGCUCUAGCUCCAGCUCCAUACCCCAUAAAAAAACUAGCACCGUCGUUUACUGCAUUUUGGUUCGGAUUUCACUUGUGUUUGUAUGAUCAUGAGAUGAUGUUCGUGAGAUUUAACUAUGUUUGAAGUGCCGGAGCAUUACAUUGACUGUGAGCAACCAAGAUGGUUUGGUUUUUCCAUGUAGUUCUGAAUGCUUGUAAUGCUAGAAUGAUCUCGAGGCAGGGAAUGAUCUCUGGAAAUUCAAGAUGUUA
Molecule: messenger RNA, 1713 nt
Organism: Oryza brachyantha (malo sina)
Lineage: Eukaryota; Viridiplantae; Streptophyta; Magnoliopsida; Poales; Poaceae
Product: interactor of constitutive active ROPs 4-like
Exons: 3
Coding region: 265-1401 (378 amino acids)
Source: RefSeq, a predicted model, not a curated record